Messenger RNA from Thermothelomyces thermophilus ATCC 42464, 1392 nucleotides. RefSeq lists its product as uncharacterized. Gene Ontology annotation, biological process: ribosomal small subunit assembly; rRNA processing. Lineage: Eukaryota; Fungi; Ascomycota; Sordariomycetes; Sordariales; Chaetomiaceae. Gene Ontology annotation, cellular component: UTP-C complex; CURI complex. The record is from RefSeq and is a predicted model, not a curated record. The coding region runs from base 45 to 1034 and encodes 329 amino acids. The transcript is spliced from 2 exons.
CCGACUCUCCUUCAGAGCCAAUCCUCAUCAACCACAAUACAAAGAUGCCUUCCGGUCCCGCGACCAUCGGGGACUUCUCCGUCCUCCCUGUUGCCAUCCCGCCAAUACCGUCAUUUCCCCACAAUGUCGUGCACUACCUCUACGUACGGCGCCACACGCCCAAGAUUCCCACUCCGACCGACGACCGCAGCCUCUUCCUGACCAAUGUCCCCGCCGACAGCACCGAGGCGCACCUCCGCGCCCUGUUUGCGUCUCUCGUAGGCGCCGGCCGCUUCGAGAGCGCAAGCUUUGAGAGCAAGCGGAAGGACGCGCACUCGCAGACCCAGUCCCUCAUCGACGCCGCGCAGCCGGCCCACGCGGCCCGCCUGCUCCAGGCUCACGGCAAGAAGCGCAAGCGAGAGGACGAGGAGGCCGAGCGGGCGCGGGAGGAAGCCGCCGCCCGGCUGCCCAGCACGUGGACCCGACCCCUGCGUAGGAGCGGCAACACCGCGGUCGUCCUCCUCGCCGACGAGAAGAGCGUGGAGCAGGUGCUCAGGGCGAUCGCCAAGACGCACAAGACGAAGAAGUACCCCACCUGGGGGGCCGAUGACGGCGCCGGCGGUGGUGACGUGCUGGCCGGCAAGGUCCCGCCGUUGGGUUCGGUCUGGCUCAAGGCCCACAACCGGCUCUCGUACCCGGACAAGGCGGCCCUGCAGGCGUCGGUGGACGCCUUCUCGACGCUGUUUGCCCAGCGCGAGCAGGAGGCGGCUGAGAUCGCCAAGAGGCUGCGGAACGAGCCGGACGAGGACGGCUUCGUCACCGUCACCAGGGGUGGUCGGGCCGCGCCGGCCAGCCGCACCGAGGCGGAGGAGGCAAAGCGCAGGAUGCUGGAGAAGCAGGAGAAGAAGAAGCAAGAGCUUACAAACUUCUACCGGUUCCAGCUGCGGGAGCGCAAGAAGGAGGAGCAGGCCGAACUUCUCAAGAGGUUCGAGGAGGACCGGAAGAAGCUCGAGGCAAUGCGGGGGAAGAAGGCCAAGUUUGUGCCCGAGUCUUGAUGUGUUGCGCGCUGUCGCUACGGGAAUGGACAGAUGAUGUACCUGUUCUACGGCCGUUGCCAGCAGACGAAGAAGAAGAAGAAGAUAAAAGGCAUGGCACAACCCAGCAGGGCUACGAGGUUGCCUCCAUGUGGGGGGCCAACCACCGAUUGCAAAGAACCUGGCACAAUUUUGAGAUUGCAUCGACAAAAACAGUCAAGGUAUCAGAACGGUGGAUUUGCUUGAUACUGAAGAGCGCGCGACUGGAGGGCGGCCGACUUGAGAUGAUGUGGGAGACCCGUUGGUUCGGUUGACCAAGUGGGCCGUUCCCGACCUUCCCUGAUCGGAGGGUUUCAGGGACCACGACAAAUGAAACAAA